AUGGUGUCCAUCAAAGCCACGUGUUUCUUCAUGGUGAUAAUGGUUUCAGCUACAUACAUGCAAGGAAAAUGUGAAAAGAUCUCUUUCAAUAAGCAACAACAUGCCAAGCAGAACCAAGAGCUUGUUGGCCAUGUUUCCCACAAUUCUGUUACAUCAAACCCAGCUCAGUGCUACUUGUGGUGUAUAAACGACUGUCGAUGUUUGUCGAUAAACUACAAAGUCAAGAACGAAACCAAAUAUUGCGAGUUGAACGAAGGCAACCAUUUUACUGGGAAGAAUUCUCUGGUAAACAAUCCAGGAUCUACUUAUUACAUACUGCAAAGAGCAAUCUUCAUUAAGGCUCUUAACGUUCCAUGUGUUACUGACGUCCCAUGUAGCAACGGCUGCUGCAGGAACAAUUCGUGUCUUAAUGGAGGAACCUGCUCAAAGAUCUGUGAGCCCAUAAGUGUUCGGUACAACUGUUCCUGUCCUGUACCGUUUGUCGAUAAACACUGCGAGAUUCAGUUGAGAAGAAGCUGUCAGGAUUAUAAAGCAGCCAAGUUCACCGCCUCUGGAUUGUACACCGUCACUGAUGACAGAAACCAAACUUUCCAAGUAUUCUGUGAUUUUGAUUCCGAGCCUGAGUUCGCAUGGAACCUGAUCGAAUCAUUCAAUUUGUCCAACAAAAAUCUUUUUAAGAAUAACAUCGUAUUUUACGAUGACUACCAAUCCAUCGGCGGUGACGACCCAAAUUGGCAGGCCUACCUCAUGAAACGACCCUACCUCCUUUGGCGCAGGGAUCACUCGACCUACUGGAGAGCUACCUGCCGAUACAACACAGAUGGCACCGUAUAUACAGAUUACCUGAGAGCCUCGCUUGAAGAUUUUGAUAUCAUCAGAGAAGUACCCACGGUGUUAGAUGUCUGUCGACCUUACGAAUAUGUGAACAUCCAGGGAAAUAAGUGUGUGAAUUAUACAGCACGGACAUGGUAUAAAGAACCUACUCCUUUGCAUAUGGACAGUUCCUAUCGCGGAUUUUGCCAAUUUGACGGAAGUGAGAUAGACCCAGCCAAAUGGGACGAGGACAACUUUGGGUGGUACGCUAAUAAAAAUCCCAAAUUCCGUUGUACCUCAAACCUGAGUGAUAUGACUCAGUUCUGGAUCGGAGGCAAAUAG
Pocillopora damicornis (cauliflower coral) is the source of this 1155-nucleotide messenger RNA. RefSeq lists its product as uncharacterized. NCBI's taxonomy places the organism in Eukaryota, Metazoa, Cnidaria, Anthozoa, Scleractinia, Pocilloporidae. The record is from RefSeq and is a predicted model, not a curated record. Gene Ontology annotation, molecular function: oligosaccharide binding.